UCCGGGCUCCGCUAGCAGCUCCGCCGACGACUAUUAUUAUUUUUUGGCGAGCUGCUCAUUUCCUGGUUCAGCGUCUUGGGCCUGGCAAGCAGCUGACUGGUCGCCGGGGCUCUGGCUCAGGAUCAGUUGGUGACGCCAAGUGAGGCUGGGGUCUGUGACUUCCUUCGGAUGGUCUUGAGGAAGGGGAGCUAACACGAAGCCGGGUUCUCAGGAAGGCGAUCGGAGCUUGAAGGCGGAUCCAGAGGAAGGUAGAAGUCACACUUCCAUCAGCUUAGUGGGUCCCCAGCCGGGUCUUGAGCCAGCAACGCUGUUCUCCAUGAGUGAGCACAGAGCAGCUGAGGCGGGAGGCCGCUGGCCACUUCAGGAAGGGUCUGGAUUUUGAGAAGGGUUUUGACAAGAAGAUGCUUUGGCUGCCAGCAGCCCCAUUUGUGUUCUUAAGAGCCAGUCCCGGGGAGAAAGUGAACUGGGGCAAUUGACAAGCUCAUGGGUCUGGCAGAAGCUUCCUCCGAGACAGUGUUUCUCCUCCCUAGAGGAAGAUCUGCCUGCACUGCAAGUGUCCGCAGGAGGAGCACAUGGUGACGGUGAUGCCACUGGAGAUGGAGAAGACAGUCAGCAAACUCAUGUUUGACUUCCAGAGGAACUCAACGUCGGACGAUGACUCGGGCUGCGCCUUAGAGGAGUACGCCUGGGUCCCGCCAGGUUUGAAGCCUGAACAGGUUCACCAGUACUACAGCUGUCUCCCAGAGGAGAAGGUUCCUUAUGUCAACAGCCCUGGAGAGAAACUGCGAAUCAAGCAGCUUCUCCACCAGCUGCCCCCGCAUGACAAUGAGGUUCGAUACUGCAACUCCCUGGACGAGGAAGAGAAGAGGGAGCUGAAGCUGUUCAGUAACCAGAGGAAACGGGAGAACCUGGGCCGAGGCAAUGUCAGGCCCUUCCCAGUCACAAUGACAGGAGCUAUUUGUGAACAGUGCGGAGGUCAGAUUAAUGGCGGGGACAUCGCUGUGUUUGCUUCGCGUGCUGGCCACGGUGUUUGCUGGCACCCACCGUGCUUCAUCUGCACUGUCUGCAGCGAGCUCCUGGUGGACUUGAUCUACUUUUACCAAGAUGGGAAGAUAUACUGUGGCCGGCACCACGCUGAGUGCCUGAAGCCCCGCUGUGCCGCCUGCGAUGAGAUCAUCUUUGCGGACGAAUGCACAGAAGCUGAGGGGCGUCACUGGCACAUGAAACAUUUCUGCUGCUUCGAGUGCGAGACGGUGCUGGGCGGUCAGCGCUACAUCAUGAAGGAGGGAAGGCCCUACUGUUGCCACUGCUUCGAGUCCCUGUACGCGGAGUACUGUGACACCUGUGCCCAGCACAUCGGGAUCGACCAAGGUCAGAUGACGUACGACGGCCAACACUGGCACGCCACCGAAACCUGUUUCUGCUGUGCUCACUGCAAAAAAUCCCUCCUGGGGCGCCCGUUCCUCCCAAAGCAGGGCCAGAUAUUCUGCUCCCGGGCCUGCAGUGCCGGUGAGGACCCCAAUGGCUCUGACUCAUCCGAUUCGGCUUUCCAGAACGCCAGGGCCAAGGAGUCCCGGCGCAGCGCCAAGAUUGGCAAGAACAAGGGCAAGACGGAGGAGCCUGUGCUGACCCAGCACAGCCAGUUGCAAGUGAGUUCCAACCUGCUCUCCACCGACGUGGACCCCCUGUCGAUGCAGAUGGACCUGCUCAGCCUGUCCAGCCAGACGCCCAGCCUCAACCGAGACCCCAUCUGGAGGAGCCGGGAUGAGCCCUAUCACUACGGGAACAAGAUGGAGCAGAAUCAGGCCCAGAGUCCUUUGCAGCUUCUUAGCCAGUGCAACAUCAGAACUUCCUACAGUCCGGGAGCGCAAGGGGCUGGGGCCCAGCCCGACAUGUGGGGCAAGCACUUCAGCAACCCCAAAAGGAGCUCGUCGCUGGCCAUGAAAGGGCACGGGGGCAGCUUCAUCCAGGAGUGCCGAGACGACUAUUAUCCGGGCAGGCUGAGAUCCCAGGAGAGCUACAGCGACAUGUCCAGCCAGAGCUUUAGCGAAACCCGAGGCAACAUCCAAGUCCCCAAGUACGAGGAGGAGGGAGAGGAAGGGGGCCUGGCCACUCAGCAGUGUCGGACCCGUCACCCUGUCAGCUCCCUGAAAUACACGGAGGACAUGACGCCCACCGAGCAGACCCCUCGGGGCUCCAUAGAAUCGCUGGCCCUGUCAAACGCAACAGGCCUCUCCGCCGAUGGCGGUGCCAAGCGCCAGGAGCACCUGUCCCGUUUUUCCAUGCCUGACCUCAGCAAAGACUCUGGAAUGAAUGUCUCUGAGAAGCUGAGCACUAUGGGCACCCUGAACUCCUCCAUGCAGUUUAGGAGCGCAGAGUCAGUCCGCAGCCUGCUCUCUGCCCAGCAGUACCAGGAGAUGGAGGGGAACCUCCACCAGCUCGGCAACCCCAUUGGAUACAGAGACCUGCAGUCCCGCGGGAGGCUGCAUCAGAGCUUUGAUUUUGAUGGCGGGAUGGCAGGCAGCAAGCUGCUGGGGCAGGACGGGGUGAGGAGCCAGCCCAUGAGCGAACGCACCCGCAGAAGGGCUACUUCUCGAGACGACAACCGUCGUUUCCGCCCUCACCGGUCCAGGCGGUCCCGACGCUCCCGCUCUGACAACGCUCUCCACCUGGCCAGCGAACGCGAGGCCAUCUCUCGUCUAAAAGAAAGGCCCCCCUUGAGAGCCAGGGAGGACUACGACCAGUUCAUGCGCCAGCGGAGCUUCCAGGAGAGCCUGGGGCAGGGGUCCCGGAGGGACCUGUACGGCCAGUGCCCGAGGACUGUGUCGGACCUGGCUUUGCAGAAUGCCUUUGGGGAGCGAUGGGGACCCUACUUCGCUGAGUAUGAUUGGUGUUCCACCUGCUCGUCCUCCUCGGAGUCUGACAACGAGGGCUAUUUCCUAGGAGAACCGAUCCCCCAGCCAGCCCGCCUGCGAUACGUCACGAGCGACGAGCUGCUGCACAAAUACAGCUCUUACGGCAUCCCCAAGUCCUCCACGCUAGGGGGCAGGGGACAGCUGCACAGCCGGAAAAGACAGAAGAGCAAAAACUGCAUCAUUUCUUAGUGUCACUGGGCCAGGGGCCAGGGGGAGAUGGGAGCUAAGAAUAUAAAUUCAGAAACUUGCACCGUUUCAAAUUCUCAAGUGCUUCGGGGGGGUUGAUGGGAGGAAGAGGAAGCUCUCAGUUGAUGGAGGCAAGGUUACAGAUUGACUCAAAAGGUAGCCACAGUUCUUGGCAUGUUGAAUCUUAUUUGCACAUUUCACUUUGGAAACAAUUUAGACUGUUGAGGCCGGGGUUGGUCCCUCCUUCCUGCCAGGUCUGGGUGGAGUUGCCAUUGGUCAGAUGGCAAGUUGUUUUUUUGCUCGCCGUGUUCUCCUAAGGUUCUCUCGCUUUUAGGACCUUUUUUCCCAGUAAGUAAUUUGUUAAUUAGCCAGGACCCAAGAUUAAGUUAUUUACAUGUCCAUUGUAAAUGCAAUGUAAAUGAGAGUUCUGAUAAAAUAUUUUUGUAUUUUGUAUUAUCAGAGGAAUUUCUAUAUCGUAGGACUCAGUGGGGACCUGCACGCACGUUCAGCAUUGUCUUUGAGUAGUAGUCAGAGGUGGGCCAGGACCACCUUUUUUUUAUAUAUAUAUAUAUAUACACACACCGAUUUGUUAUAUGUCAGUGAGACCUUUUUCAAAGAACCAUAUUCAAUUUGGCUUUUUGUGGCUGGAGGAAAAAAAUUAACUAUAAUACCCAAAGCACUAUAUGCUUCAUCCCCUCCUAAGGGGCUGCCCUUAAGGCUGCUCCCACCCUCGGUAGAAUUUAUCCUCCUCUACAAAGUGAUAGUCAUUUGUUCUGUUUUUUUCAUUGCAAACGUACGUUUUGCCAAUUAGAGAAAUUAACCAGUGUCAGUAAAGUUCCGUGAGAAAUGCCAUCCCUGCUGGGAAUGUUGAAAUUGCUUACUGUUGAUCUAUCCCUUGGGGAAAAUUAAAGUGAUCGUGAGUGGUGCCUUUGUGUGAUGUCAGCAUGACGUUUUGAACGUGGCAUUGUUUUCUGGUGCUCCUCUUUCUUGGAUUGUAUUAUCCGCUUUCCUGUACCAAGGCAGAUGGGACUGCUGCCUUUGCCUGGCAACCAGCUGUCCUCAAAGCAGAUGAACUUAAGCAGUUGGAAUUGAGGGGCAGGAAGGUUCUGGGGGUUUCUGGGAGCGAUGGUAUGUUCUGGGUUGCAUGUCAUGGAUGGAGAAGGAAGGACCAAGGUGAUUUGAAGACAGAAAGCAGGUCAAGGGUCAGAGCUGAAGGGGCGUGUGAAGGAAGGCCAGGGGCAAGAAGAACUUCUGGAAGUGAACUAGAGAUGAGUUGACAGCCACCUCGAAUAGCCCUCAGUGCCCACAGAAAGAUUCCUGUUCUACAAGCUCAGUACCCAGAGUAUCCGGGUUGCUCUCAGAAGGUUGAGCUGCUCAGGAGAUUUCAAGGUAAUGACUUUGGAAAAUUGGCUUUGUUGAGAGGGGGAUUCCAUUUUGAAUGUUGAGGACUGUUGGCCAGACAGAAAAUGGGCUCAAAAGUGUUUGCUUCAAGGAGACAUUGAACAGUUGUGCUAUUUAUAGUAAAAUAAGACUUCCUACCUUGCUUCAGUUCUCAGUGAAGCACUUGCUUCUUCUUCCUCCCCCCUGAGUGGCUUGUGGAGUUGAAAUAAUCCCUAAGGACCUGCCUUUAGUGAGAAGUACUGUCCACGUAGAACACGGUGUAUCUCAGCAGCUGUCUGCCAUGGCGAGGUGAGCCUGGUGUCUUUUCAGUAUAGUAGUUCACGUUUUCUAGUAUUUUCUUAUGGAGAGAAUGUGAAAAGUGGCUUUUCAGACACCAUCCCAGGUGGGUCUGGGGAAAGGAAGGCUGUAAAAGACAUGGAAAUGGCACUCCAUUCAAGAUGUAUUAAAAUAAUUUGCUUUUCAGGUAUUAAUAUGACAUUUGUCAUUGUCACUGAUUUUUUUAAAAGCAAAGCAAAUGUUGGUUGUGGCUGUUUUCCGCAUGCUACCUUCAUGUCUAAAUGCUUCACUAAUGAUCCGAGCCUCCGGAGAAUUAACUAUUACGUUUGUAUAGUGAGUUUUGUAAACUGCUUGGCAAACCGAUUAAGAAAUAAUGUGUAACACCACACAUCUCAAGUGGCAGGUUUCUGGUAGAAAUUGAGCGAGCCCAAUUUGGAGUUUUGAGUUUCUUGAUUGAUGAGAUUAAAAAGGCAUUUUUGGAAAAAGAAAAGAGAGAGAAAAAAAAAGCAAGCAGGUCACUUAGCAAACAGCUGGAAAUAAGCCUGUCCUCUGUGACCCCAAAUCCAGUGAAAGAAAUUCUUCCGGGAAAUGCUGCUUUUUAAGUCUAUGCUUUUCAGAGUAUCUCCUACAUUUCCCAAAUAAGGCUUCAGCCACCAUCAGCAGAAAGAAGGUGGCCUAGACACAGUCACGUAGCCGGUGCCCAAAGGGACCCGGAGAAAUAAGCAGUUUCAGCUCGAGCUGCCCAGGAAGCAGCCAGGGGACCAAGCUGGUCAGAGCUGGAAGUCUAAUGAGAUCCAAGCCUCGUCAAGGUCAAGGUGCCUGCAAGCAAGAUAACCUCCACCUGUGCCACCUCUGCAGUUUUCCUCUCCCACCCCGCCCCACACCUGGCCAGGCGCCUUGCAGAGGAUGCCGAGGAAAGCAGGCUCCGACACUGCUGGUUACCAGUGGCCUGCGGGGCAGCUCCUGCUCACGGUGGCCUGCGGGGCAGCUCCUGCUCACGGUGGCCUGCGGGGCAGCUCCUGCUCACGGCAACUCCGUGGGUUUCUGAGUAGAACUAGGCUUCAAGGGUUUUCAAUGGCCAAUUUUUCAGAAGCAGAUCACCAGGCCUUUCUUCCGAGGCACCUCUGGGUGAGUUGGAACCUCCAACCUUUAGGCUAGUAACCUGUUGCCAUGGAGUCAAUUGUGACUCAUAGUGGUCUAGUAUAAACCAUAGGCGCCACCCAGGGGCCUUUCCCUGUAUCCAAAGGGGAGAGAAUUAUUGGGCUUCUUUUCUUGACACUGUCUUUCAACACUAACCUUUUCUUCUCUGGUCCUUCCUUUCCACCCCAACCAACUGAGUGAACACACCCUUUUGUGUUUCUAACAUGAGAGCUGGAAGCAGCUCUUCCUCCUUUCUAUAGGAUGUUCUUUCACGGCAACAAGGUUAUAAUUUUUUUCUUUUUCUUGUAGCAGCUUUCUACUUUUGGGGUACUACUAGCCAUUGUUGAGUUCAGAUAGGACCUCCCCCCCCAAAAAAAUCCAUUGCUGUGGAGUUGAUUCUGACUCAUAGUGACCCUAUAGGACAGAACUGCCCCACAGGGUUUCCAGGGCUGUCAGUCUUACACAGAAGCAGAGUGCCACUUUCUCCUGCAGAGCAGCUGGUGGGUUCAAACCGUGAACCUUUUGGUUAGCAGCUGAGUGCUUAACCACUGUGCCACCAAGGCUCUCAGGUAGGACCAGUGAUGAUACACAUGUGCCACCCGGGAAGACACAAGCGAUGUACCCCUGUACACUUUCCCAGAGAGCCGGAAGGCAGCCUCCGGAUCUGCUUCAGCCAGCCAGGAGCGGUUGAUCAGGGUCACGGUACAAACAAAUUCCUCUUUAUCUUCCCACCCGGGCUCUCUUGCCGUUAACCAGAAACAGUACCCCAGAACUUCAGGGGGUGUCAUUCAUAAGUGAUAAUUGUGAGGCUCCACCCUCUCCAGAUUGUAAGCGCCAAAAAGGAAGGUAGUAUCUUUGGCCAGACGGAGCCAAAUCUCUUUGGCCUCCAUUUCCGAUUACAUGUUCUUGACCAGCUGUUACAGACAGCCUUCUCGUCAUCCUUUUACAGAAGUCACAUAAUGGUGCACAUUAUUCUUCAUCUAAUCUCACCUUCUAACAAGAAAUUUGGAAACCCUGGUGGCAUAGUGGUCAAGUGCUACGGCUGCUAACCAAAAGUUCAGCAGUUCGAAUCCACCAGGCGCUCCUUGGAAACUCUACGGGGCAGUUCUACUCUGUCCUAUAGGGUCGCUAUGAGUCGGAAUCGACUCAACAGCACUGGGUUGGGUAACAAGAAAUAACACAACCAUUUAAGGUCCAAGGAGACAUGCUAUUCGAAUACUUCUGCCUAACAGAAACCAGGUGUUAACACCCGAGAAGGAGGGCCCUUCUGUGACGAAGGACAGUGAAAAAUUGAACCAGUUAUCUGAAAGCUUCAUGCCAGAAGAGUUGCUAUGAGCAACUGUUCAGCACCUUCAGGGGCUUUAAAGCUGCUGGAAAUGGGUUCUGUGGGUGUGAUUUCAUAUGCAGAACUCAUUAGCCAAGGCUGCUCUGCCGACUUUGAAGGCAGCUUCAGCUUACCACCCCUUGAGGUUCCUGUUUUGCGGUAGGAGAGAGCUGGAAGGGUAGGGAGCCUCCAGUGGUUUGUCCCUCUGGGACCUGAGCAGACACCAAAGCUUGUUUGUCCAUUUUGUUCCUUUCCCAUUUUCUCCCCACUCAACACAAGACUCCCAUAAAGCAUGACUCACUGUUGGGAGCUAUAUUAUUUAAUAAGCUUACUUCCGGCUGACAAAACUAGCUUUCCCCAGAGGGGAAAGUGGAGUAGUGUUAGGAAAAUAUUUCUGUGAUUUAGAUACAAUGAAUCCAUAAAGUGGGGAAAAAAGUCUUGUUGUAUCUGAGAACGUCCUGAGACAUCCCUCGGCCCUACUGGGCUUUUGGCCAUCCUUGCUCAACAGGUCGCUGGUCAGGGUUUUCCAAGAUGUUCAGAGAGUUACUCACCGGUGCAGUGUGUUCUUAAGCCUCUCUAGCUGAUUCCACACUUUUCUGAAAAGUGUUUUGAUUCUACCGCGGACCCUGACAACAGUUAAGGCCCCCGCGUCCUCCAUUCUUCUUCGUCAGUCAGGAUGUUGGCCGUUUUCCUCCCUCUUACGUACAUUCUUCCCUUCGCAGGAUGGCUUUACCCAUCUCCUGCUGUAAUUUCAGUGCAUAAACUAGACCUCAAAGGCUGGAGAAGGUGAAACAGGCCAGAGUCUGUGUAGUGUGUCGAGUGUCAAGCUAUUUGUUUGGAAGGUCUGCAACAGGCCUUUGGUGUGGGCUCUGCCAGAGACUGUUGUGAACAUUUUGCUUGAGAUCUGUGCCCUGUAAAAUGGACAUGAUGUUUUACUGAUGUCUGUAAUACAUUUGUAAACUUCCAAUAAAAUUUGAAUAAAACAAACGA
This is a messenger RNA of Loxodonta africana (African savanna elephant), 8232 nucleotides long. RefSeq names its product prickle planar cell polarity protein 2 (gene PRICKLE2). The transcript has 8 exons. The record is from RefSeq and is a predicted model, not a curated record. Bases 573 to 3104 code for a protein of 843 amino acids. Gene Ontology annotation, molecular function: zinc ion binding. Lineage: Eukaryota; Metazoa; Chordata; Mammalia; Proboscidea; Elephantidae.